GAGGCACUGAGGCGUCGAGUCGAGUGGGCGUUGCGUGGGGUCCAGGCGAAAUGGCGCAGAGAUUUCCCGCGUCUCGCGACGAGGGUUUACAGCCAGCCCUGCCGCCGGUGCCAACGCCGGCUUGCCACGGAGUCACGAACACAGGUUUGUCCUUCACUGUUGCAAGUAACCCAUACUAUCGUAGUUCAUUUGCUAUGGCCGUGAUGUUCCAUAUUCCUGGAUAUGUUCCUCCUGGGUAUGACCAGCUGAAGACAACUAUUUUGCAAAAAGAAAGGGCUAACAUUGAAAGAACCCUGUGGACCAUAAAAAGCAUGUGGAGGAAGGCAGGUGUGACAAUUGUUUCUGAUGGGUGGUCAGAUGCUCAGAGGCGACCUGUUAUCAAUAUCAUAGCCAUCAAUGAAAAUGGGCCAGUUUUUUUGGAAGCAGUUAACAAUAAAGAUAAGUUGAAGACAAAGGAAUUCUACAUAGCAGAGAAGCUCAUUGCUGCAAUUGAAAGUGUUGGAUCAGAAAAUGUUGUCCAAGUGAUCACAGACAAUGAUCCUGUUUGUAGAGAUUCUGGGGUGCUGAUUGAACAGAAGUAUGAUCACAUCCAAGGGACACCAAGUGUUGCUCAUUCUUUAAGUCUUGCCUUGGAUAAUAUUUGUGCUGCUAAGAAUGCCGAAAAUGUUGUCUACAAAGACUGCCACUGGAUUUCAGAAGUUAUAGGUGAUGCAAGAAUGAUAAAUGAUUUCAUAUGUGAACAUACCAUGCUAUUUUCCAUGAUCAGUGAUUUUAGUAAGCUAAAGGUGCUUGGCAUUGCUGACACAAGAUUUGCUUUAGAUAUUGUCAUGCUAAAGAGGCUUCGGUUGAUUAAGCAAUCUAUUAUAGGGCUGGUCCUCAACGAGAAGUGGCCUGCUUAUAGUAAGGAUGAUGAGGGGCAAGCACAGCUUGUGAAGAAAAAACUUACUGAUGAGUUGUGGUGGGAUCAAGUUGAUUACAUUCUUGCUUUGACAGAACCCACAUAUUCAAUGAUACGCAGCACGGACACUGAAAAGCAGUGUAUUCAUUUGAUCUAUGAAAUGUGCAAUGGUAUGAUAGAGAAGGUAAAGGAUAUCAUUUUUAGACAUGAAGAGAAGAGAGCUGAGGAAGAGUCAACAUUUUAUUCUGUUAUAAGUGGCAUUUUAGUGGAUUGGUGGGGCAAGACCAGAAGUCCACUCCACGGUUUAGCUCAUGCACUAAACCCAAGAUGUUACACUACUAGUUGGAUUGAUGAAGGUGCUAAUCGUCAACCCCCGCAUAAGGAUACUGCGAUUAAUGAGAUGGCAAAUGACUGCUUGAAGAAACUAUUUCCUGCUGCAGAUGACUUGAGGGCAAUCGAGGCAGAGUAUGCUAAGUUUUCUCUUUUGGGCACAGAGCUUGCUUCCUCGGGUGCAGGAGGCUUUAGUUUGGAUUGUAUCACUGACAGGGAUCUUCUUGACCCAAAGGCAUGGUGGGUGACUCAUGGCAGUUCAACACCUAGGCUGCAGGAGUGUUAGCCCUCACGAUUCUUGGCCAUCCUGCCUCGGCAUCCUGCUGCGAGAGGAACUAGACCACUUACAAACUGAUCCGCACGAUCAUGAAGCUCGAGGGUCGUCCUAAAUGGGCGGAUGAUCUAGUGUUUGUUCACACCAACCUACGGGUUUUGGCGAGAACCUCGAAGUUCUACUAUACAGAUCCAGAGUCAGUGCUUUGGGACGUUGGGGGCGACGCAAGUUAUCUUGCGCCCUGCGCCCCGGCUGAUUUUCUAGAGUUCGCUGAACUUUCACUCGAUGAACUUGAGUUUGAGCUUGCUGUUCUUGAAGGGAUGGAGGAUGAUGUUUUGGCAUGAAGCUGGAGGCUGACUGAUCCUGCCUCUCUUGUCACUGGGGGUAUAUUUUGUCUAUGUGGGGGGAAAUCUGGUGUAUUCUGGUUGUGUGGCCACUCUGGUAGCAUGCAAAACUAUGACAUGAUAGUGUUGGCGAUAUGCAAAGCAAUGUAGUAGUAGUGGUAGUGGUGGACUGGUGCUAUACCGGUAGUAGUAUGUAAAGCCAUGUGAUACUCCUAUAACACAUUUGGUAGCAUGCAAAUCCGUGGAAUGUCGGUUGAUUUAAUGUUUGUUCUCGUGUC
Messenger RNA from Oryza brachyantha (malo sina), 2124 nucleotides. RefSeq lists its product as uncharacterized. Lineage: Eukaryota; Viridiplantae; Streptophyta; Magnoliopsida; Poales; Poaceae. The coding region runs from base 51 to 1514 and encodes 487 amino acids. The record is from RefSeq and is a predicted model, not a curated record. The transcript is spliced from 3 exons.